Molecule: messenger RNA, 1149 nt
Organism: Emys orbicularis (European pond turtle)
Lineage: Eukaryota; Metazoa; Chordata; Testudines; Emydidae
Gene: CHORDC1
Product: cysteine and histidine rich domain containing 1
Exons: 11
Coding region: 142-1149 (335 amino acids)
Biological process (GO): centrosome duplication
Molecular function (GO): zinc ion binding
Source: RefSeq, a predicted model, not a curated record
AAGGUUUCCGAAGGCUCCGCUCGGCUUUUUCCGGAGAGACUCGAGAGUGAGGCGGAGGCCUCGUCUCUGCCCCGCCGCUUCCUGUCUCCCGGCUCGUUGCUGUUGCCGGCUCCGGUAACCGGCGCUUCAGCUCUGCCCGCCAUGUCCCAGCUCUGCUACAACCGGGGCUGCGGCCAGCGCUUCGACCCCAGCACCAACACGGAGGAUUCAUGCACAUAUCAUCCAGGUGUUCCAGUCUUUCAUGAUGCUCUAAAGGGCUGGUCAUGUUGUAAGAGAAGAACAACAGACUUCUCUGACUUCUUAAGCAUUGUGGGCUGUACAAAGGGUCUCCAUAAUAGUGAGAAACCCCCUGAGCCUGUGAAACCUGAAGUCAAAACUACCUCUGAGCGAAAGGAGCUAGCUGAACUGAAACCUAAAUUUCAGGAGCAUAUAAUUCGGGCACCAAAGCCAGUGGAAACCAUUAAUAGGCCAAGCCCAGAUGAGCCAAUGACAAGUUUACAGCUGAAAGUAUCAGCUUCCCUGAAACAAGCACUAGAUAAACUGAAACUAUCAUCAGAGAAUGAAGAAGGAAAAAAAGAAGAGGACAGUGAUGAGAUAAAAAUUGGGACGUCAUGUAAAAAUGGAGGCUGUUUGAAGACAUUUGAAGGACCACCGAGUACAGAAGAAAUAUGUAUAUACCAUUCUGGAGUACCUAUAUUCCACGAAGGGAUGAAGUACUGGAGCUGUUGUAGGAGAAAAACUUCUGAUUUUAAUACAUUUUUGUCUCAAGAAGGCUGUACAACGGGAACACACGUGUGGACUAAAAAGGAUGCUGGGAAAAAAGUAGUUCCAUGUAGGCAUGAUUGGCAUCAAACUGGAGGUGAAGUGACUAUUUCAAUAUAUGCGAAAAAUUCACUUCCUGAACUUAGCCAUGUAGAAGCAAAUAGCACAAUGCUAAAUAUCCAUAUUAUAUUUGAAGGAGAUAAAGAAUUUGAUCACAGUGUGAAAUUGUGGGGAGUAAUUGAUGUGAAGAGGAGUUAUGUAAACAUGACAGCUACGAAGAUUGAGCUCACUAUGAGGAAAGCAGAGCCCAUGUUAUGGGCAAGCCUUGAACUACCAAUACCUAAAACACAGCAAAAACAAAAUGAAGAUAUUACAGAUCAAGAAUGA